AUCCACUUUAAAUGAGACCAGAUGGAGGCAGAGGCAAAUUCAGGCUCCCUAGAGGACAGUUGGGCAUUCAUCCAGAGGCCUGGUGAAGGCUGCCGAACUGUCCCCCUGGCUGGACAUGUGGGGUUUGACAGCUUGCCCGACCAGCUGGUGAAUAAGUCAGUCAGCCAGGGUUUCUGCUUCAACAUCCUGUGCGUGGGAGAGACCGGGUUGGGCAAGUCGACCCUCAUGGACACCCUGUUCAACACCAAGUUUGAGGGGGAGCCAGCCACCCACACGCAGCCGGGUGUCCAGCUCCGGUCCAACACCUAUGACCUCCAAGAGAGCAACGUGGGGCUCAAGCUCACAAUUGUGAGCACAGUGGGCUUUGGGGACCAGAUCAACAAGGAAGACAGCUACAAGCCUAUCGUGGAAUUCAUCGACGCCCAGUUCGAGGCCUACCUGCAGGAAGAGCUGAAGAUCCGCAGGGUCCUGCACGCCUACCAUGACUCCCGAAUCCACGCCUGCUUGUACUUCAUCGCCCCCACGGGUCAUUCCCUGAAGUCUCUGGACCUCGUGACGAUGAAGAAGCUGGACAGUAAGGUGAACAUCAUCCCCAUCAUUGCCAAAUCAGAUGCCAUUUCUAAGAGUGAGCUAACGAAGUUCAAAAUCAAAAUCACCAGUGAACUUGUCAGCAACGGGGUUCAGAUCUACCAGUUCCCGACAGAUGACGAGUCCGUGGCAGAGAUCAAUGGAACCAUGAACGCGCACCUGCCGUUUGCCGUCAUCGGUAGCACAGAAGAACUCAAGAUAGGCAACAAGAUGAUGAAGGCACGGCAGUAUCCUUGGGGCACGGUGCAAGUUGAGAACGAGGCCCACUGCGACUUUGUGAAGCUGCGGGAGAUGCUGAUUCGGGUGAACAUGGAGGACCUCCGGGAGCAGACCCACAGCCGGCACUACGAGCUGUACCGCCGCUGCAAGCUGGAGGAGAUGGGCUUCCAGGACACCGACCCCGACAGCAAGCCCUUCAGCUUACAGGAGACGUAUGAGGCCAAAAGGAACGAGUUCCUAGGGGAGCUCCAGAAGAAAGAGGAAGAGAUGAGACAGAUGUUCGUCCAGAGAGUCAAAGAGAAGGAAGCUGAACUUAAAGAGGCGGAGAAAGAGCUGCAUGAGAAGUUUGACCGGCUGAAGAAGCUACACCAGGACGAGAAGAAGAAACUGGAGGAUAAGAAGAAAUCUCUGGACGAUGAAGUGAAUGCCUUCAAACAGAGAAAGACGGCGGCUGAGCUGCUCCAGUCGCAGGGCUCCCAGGCCGGAGGCUCCCAGACGCUGAAAAGGGACAAAGAGAAGAAAAAUUAACUCUGCUGUUUGCUGCAUGCUGCAUGAGACCCAGGGUCCUGCUUUUUUUAAUCUUGUCUCCAGCAGCUGCACUAAGUCUAAAGGAGAAGACUGCCAUUAUAGAAGAGUUAGGGUUCCAUAUUGUCUCAAACCAGAAACCAACCAACCCCCUCUCCCCUCAAACUGCGCGCGCACACACACACUGCACACUCCACAAGUGUUCAUGUGUCCCUGUGUCCAGGCAAGAAGCUCUCUCCUGACUUGGUAUUUUAAAUGGAAAUAUCCUAACAUAACAAGGCAGGAAAAGAACCUUCAGAGCUGGAGAAUGGACCAAAUGUGACCUCAGAGAGACAACUGCAGACGACUCACCCAAGUGUAAGUGACUGGGGCCGGAGACCUCAGCUGUGGGUGUGGAUGUGCUGUUCACAAGUUUUCUGUUUUUCCUCUUUAAAUGCCAAUUCUCCGGUUCGAUGGGUUGACUGUCUAAGGCCACUAUUAAACAUCUUUGAAUACGGAAGAGAAAGCCACGCGACAGUCCUCUCUUCAGCAUUCGCAGACCUUCUGCAGACCUCCCCUCCCAGCAAGGGGGGAAGUGGAUCCACUAACGCUCAGGUGGGGAAGGGAGAGACAGGAGGCGGGUUUAAACUUAGAGCAAAAUGACUUCAUUCAACCCUCCAAGGCCAGUCGGGGUUUUGAGAGAGGGUUCCGUCCAACCCGGGUUCUGCAAGGAGAGCUUUGAUGUUGAGAAAUCUGCCUUGAAUUCAUUGGUUUAACUUGCAUCAAAAUACCAUGUAUGUGAGUGUGCUUAUUCCGGUAUAGCCCUACCACCAUCGCCAUUCCGCUGUCCAGGGUCUCCUGAGAGAGCCUCUUUGCAUGUUUUCCAGAAUCUGUUUGUUUUUCCUUUCUUCUCCUUCGUUCCCUUUUUUUUUUUUUUUUUUUCUCAAGAGUGUGACCAGUCACUGCCCCUCUGGGGCUUUCAUUCGCCAGGAGAAACCUCCCGAAACCAGCACUGUUUAGCUUGGUACCUUUCUAAUGUCCAUGUCAAUUUUCAAUAAAAUUCAAAGAAAUGCUC
Messenger RNA from Herpailurus yagouaroundi (jaguarundi), 2386 nucleotides. It is a transcript of the gene SEPTIN6, whose product is annotated as septin 6. The record is from RefSeq and is a predicted model, not a curated record. Bases 22 to 1335 code for a protein of 437 amino acids. Lineage: Eukaryota; Metazoa; Chordata; Mammalia; Carnivora; Felidae. The transcript is spliced from 11 exons. Gene Ontology annotation, molecular function: GTP binding.